This is a messenger RNA of Symbiodinium sp. CCMP2456, 1067 nucleotides long. Lineage: Eukaryota; Dinophyceae; Suessiales; Symbiodiniaceae. The record is from the annotation of a GenBank genome assembly.
AUGAGAAGCCUGCUGACAUUCAUCGCCUGCGCGACGCUGAUCCCCUGCAGUUGGUCGCACGCUGCGUUGAUCACCCAUUUGCCUGUCGGCGAUACGACUCCCAUUUCCGACGUCCUCGUCGGCGAUCUCUUCCUCGACGCGGCUACGACGGGAGGCGGAGACACCAACAAUGCUACCGGCGUGCAGAGCACAAUCCGAACGCUUGACCUCAAUGGGACGGCCGGCGCUCCAGGCGUCGCGGGUUCGGUCUCGGUCCAGGGAUUUGCGUUCGCGACAGGCAACAACCUCACAGCGCCUGCCGCUGCCGAGCUGACCUUUACGUUUACCUAUCUCGGUCUCGAUGGCGCCGUCGGCGGAAUGGAUGACGUGGUGAUUGGCACGACGGAGCCGGUUGUCUUUAACGACGGACUAGGCAACGCGCANNACGUCAAUUUCGAGACCGUUCCGACCGCAAUGAUCGACGGUCUCAAUGAAAACUUUCUGGUCUCAAUCCUUCCUGCCAACGGCAGCAUUCGCUUCAAGACGACUGGGAGCGGCGCUCAGCCUCUAUUGAACGCCAAGUUCAGUGUCUCUGGAACCUUCGCCGCAGUGCCCGAGCCCUCAGGGAUGCUCAUUUUAGGCGUCCUCGGCUCGAUCACGGCGUUCACGAACCUGGGCCGGGCGGCCGGCAUGUUUUCGGCUGCACUGCUCACCGCCGCGACCGCCAGUGCUCUGGACCUUGUCAAAGGUUUUGAACGGGGCAUGAAUCUGCCCGAGCAGCUUGGCGGCGACUUCAUCCUUGACGAAGCCGCUACGGGAGGAGGCGAUUUUGCCGACCAAACGGCCCCGGGUUUCGCGACGUGGGUCGCCCAGUACAACAACAUCUGGACCGCGGGCGAUGCGGUUUCCAUCUCGGGCCUCGCGAUUCCGAUCGUGGCCAACGAUGCGGCGGGUACGAACAACUCGCAGCCAGGCGAUUGGACGUUCACGUUCUUCGAGCUCUCGGGCGGCGCCAACCCGAACCUCUUUGACGGCUACAGCUUCAGUACGAUGACCGGAGAGCCGAUUCUCGGCACGGUGACCGCUAC